Callithrix jacchus (white-tufted-ear marmoset) is the source of this 1977-nucleotide messenger RNA. NCBI's taxonomy places the organism in Eukaryota, Metazoa, Chordata, Mammalia, Primates, Cebidae. The record is from RefSeq and is a predicted model, not a curated record.
UCGCUCAAGCGACCGGCUCUUAAAACCGUGGGAGCGGCGCGGCGGCUAGAGCCCCUGGACUCAACCUAGAGAGCCCCUCGCGAGGUAAGGCGCGCGCCUGACAGGCUCAUAAAACGCACUCGCUCGCCUGCAGUCCUCACGCUCCAAAUUCUGCCUCGCUACACCCGGGCUUCAGAGCCCUCAGAACUUCGCAGUUCCCUGUCGGCGACGAGGAGCAUCUGGUAAAAUAGCGCCUAGGGUUUUGCUUGUUUGUUUUCAACAGCUACCUACGACUUGUAACGGGCUGCGUGAUAAAAUGAGUCUAUGGAAACGGUUGCCAGGGCCGGCGAACUGCGGCUCCAGGAAGUCCUUUGACGCUUUCGUAACAAUGAAGCUAUUGAACCAAUGAGGUGCCUCUUCCGGUUUUGUCCGCGCUCGCGCAGUACUUCUUCAUCAAGGUUGCCUUUAACCCCGGAAUUAAGAUCUUCCGGGCCUCUCCCUCCUCAAGAUGGCCGCUGAAGACGAGUUACUGCUGCCGCGGCUCCCAGAGCUAUUCGAAAGCAGCAAACAGCUGCUAGAUGAAGUAGAAGUAGCGACUGAACCCGCCGGUUCCCGGAUAGUCCAGGAGAAGGUGUUCAAGGGCCUGGACCUCCUUGAGAAGGCUGCCGAAAUGUUAAAGCAGCUCGACUUGUUCAGCCGAAAUGAAGAUUUGGAAGAGAUUGCUUCCACCGACCUGAAGUAUCUGUUGGUGCCAGCGUUUCAAGGAGCCCUCACCAUGAAACAGGUCAACCCCAGCAAGCGUCUAGAUCAUUUGCAGCAGGCUCGAGAACACUUUAUAAACUACUUAACUGAAUGCCGUUGCCAUCAUGUGGCAGAGUUUGAGCUGCCCAAAACCAAGGACAACUCAGCUGAAAAUCACACUGCUAAUUCCUCCAUGGCUUAUCCUAGCCUCGUUGCUAUGGCAUCUCAAAGACAGGCUAAAAUAGAGAGAUACAAGCAGAAGAAGGAGUUGGAACAUAGGUUGUCUACAAUGAAAUCUGCUGUGGAAAGUGGUCAAGCAGAUGAUGAGCGUGUUCGUGAAUAUUAUCUUCUUCACCUUCAGAGGUGGAUUGAUAUCAGCUUAGAAGAGAUUGAGAGCAUUGACCAGGAAAUAAAGAUCCUGAGAGAAAGAGGCUCUUCAAGAGAGGCAUCAACUUCUAACGCAUCUCGCCUUGAGAGGCCUCCAAUGAAACCCUUCAUUCUCACUCGGAACACAGCCCAAGCCAAAGUAUUUGGAGCUGGUUAUCCAAGUCUGGCAACUAUGACGGUGAGUGACUGGUAUGAGCAACAUCGGAAACAUGGAGCAUUACCAGAUCAGGGAAUAGCCAAGGAAACGCCAGGUCAUCAGAAUGAAGGAAAAAGUCUGAGAAAGAGCCUAGAGGAGACUAAGGAGACAAACAACAAAAUGUACUGUGGUAUCCUGGAUAGGAUCCUGGAAUGGAAAAGGGACUUUAGAAGAAUUCAGAAAAGCAGCUCAGCAACAGGAAAAUCAAGAAAAAAAGGAGGAAGACGACGAUGAACAAACACUGUACAGAGCUCGGGAGUGGGAUGACUGGAAGGACACCCAUCCUAGGGGCUAUGGCAACCGACAGAACAUGGGCUGAUCUUCCCACAACACCACAGACAACACCACAGGACUGCAAGGUGCACACCUCCCCCGCCAAGAAAAAUCAUGCAGUCCUCCCCUCCCUGGGCUCCCACUGCAGCUAUGUACAACAAAGGCAAAGAUGCUAAAUCUUGCUUUACAUUCAAUAAAGUGUCAAGUGAUUAAGUGUGUAUUUGUAUCCUAGGUGAUGUGAACCAGCAGUCUUGUUUUAGCAUCAUCAUCCUCAUCAUGUUGUAUUCUGAUUUCUUACAUAGAAAGAAAAGAGUGCUGAGAAAUGGCUCUGUAUAAUCAAUGGCUGUCUGAAUUCUCUGAAAAAAUAAAAGUCUCCUCUAUUACAUGAGCCUGUGCAGAAA